CAAAUAUCUCGCCCUCAAAUUCGUAAGCCUCAAUUUCACACUACGAGUUUCCCGCCACACGUUAUCCGCGUCUUAUCUUCCUCUCUCUCUUGCCCCCCACUGGACAGCAACUCUGCAACCCCAGUCAUGGCAGCCAUGGCGGAAUUAGGGUUUUUGUCUCGCACUUCUCCUCUCCCUGUUCCUCACUCAUCUUCGUCGGCUUCGUCUCGAGCAUCCAGUUCUACUUCCUCUCGUCUAUCUGGCUCCCCGCUCUGCAGGCCCUUCCCUUCAUCUUCAUCGUCUUAUCUCCUCUCUCCCCUCUGUCUCUUCUUGCGCUCACCUGAACGUCUUCGAUUCUCUUCUCGAUUUAUUGGAAGCGAUCCUGCUUCCUUCUCCUUGAGAGGAUCAAUAAUUGCACGAGCCACUGAUCAGAAAGAAGUUCUUUUUGCAGGCCAGGUCAAAGAAGGUGAAGCUUCUGAUGACAAUAUUUUACCGUAUUGCAGCAUAGACAACAAAAGAAAGAAGACAUUGGGGGAGCUUGAAAGCGAAUUUCUUCAAGCACUGCAAUCAUUCUAUUAUGAUAAAAAGGCAAUCAUGACAAAUGAGGAAUUCGACAACCUCAAAGAAGAAUUGAUGUGGGAAGGAAGCAGUGUUGUCAUGCUCAGUUCAGAUGAGCAGAAGCUUCUGGAAGCUUCAAUGGCUUAUGUUGCUGGAAAGCCAAUCUUGAGUGAUGCUGAAUUUGAUCAGCUAAAAUUACGACUGAAACAAGAAGGAAGCAAAAUUGUGCAAGAGGGACCCCGUUGCAGUCUCAGAAGUAGAAAGGUCUACAGCGACUUGACUGUUGACUACUUCAAGAUGUUCCUAUUGAAUGUGCCGGCUGCAAUUGUCUCAUUGACUUUGUUCUUCUUUCUAGAUGAUUUGACAGGAUUUGAGAUAACAUAUAUUAUGGAGCUGCCAGAACCAUUCAGCUUCAUUUUCACAUGGUUUGCUGCUUUGCCACUAAUAUUCUGGGGAGCGCAGUCAAUCACUAAUGUCAUUCUAAAAGAUUUUCUAAUCCUGAAGGGACCCUGUCCAAAUUGUGCAACAGAGAAUGUCUCCUUCUUUGGGACAAUACUGACGGUAUCUAGUGGUGGCUCCACAAAUAAUGUUAAAUGCUCAAAUUGUGCAACUCCAUUAAUAUAUGACUCUGGAGCACGUCUGAUAACCGUCUUUGAGGACUAAAAGGGGUAGAUCUAUGAAUGAGAAGAUCAGCUCCAAGUGCUAGUAAAUUAUUACUUGGGAAAGGCAAGUUGCUCUUAGCCUGGGUGUGAAAUUAUCUUCUCAGGUUGACAAGAGGUUUAUCCAAUAUUUUGUAUCCUCCAUGUAUAUGUAUUAACAAAUCUCGUGUCUGUAAUAUAUUGCUUCAAUUGAGAAGUUUGUAUAGCAUUUAGAUACAUGUAGCUUUUAAAAUAUGUUCAUAUGUAAGUAGUUUCAAAUGCA
Molecule: messenger RNA, 1458 nt
Organism: Amborella trichopoda
Lineage: Eukaryota; Viridiplantae; Streptophyta; Magnoliopsida; Amborellales; Amborellaceae
Product: PGR5-like protein 1A, chloroplastic
Biological process (GO): photosynthetic electron transport in photosystem I
Cellular component (GO): chloroplast thylakoid membrane
Molecular function (GO): oxidoreductase activity, acting on iron-sulfur proteins as donors
Source: RefSeq, a predicted model, not a curated record